This is a messenger RNA of Linnemannia hyalina, 1359 nucleotides long. NCBI's taxonomy places the organism in Eukaryota, Fungi, Mortierellomycota, Mortierellomycetes, Mortierellales, Mortierellaceae. The record is from the annotation of a GenBank genome assembly.
AUGCAGUACCCUGUGGCACUCCAGACGUCAUCCCUCACUUCCUCGGCACCCGCCUCGCCCGAGCCCCAUACCCCCAUACCCGAGAACGAGCCUAAGGUGAUCAAGAUCACCAACUGCAAGAUCCUCAGAGACCACAAGAUCGUCGAGCACGACGCCAUCUGGAUCCAGGGUGGCAAGAUCAUCGACCCCCACAAGUUCUUCUGGUACCAAAAGCGUCUUCCCGACCAGGUCCUCGACGCUGGCGGACUCUUGGUCGUCCCCGGUUUCAUCGAAGCCCAGAUCAACGGUGCCUUUGGUGUCGAUUUCUCGGUCCCCUCUGACCCCGAGACCUACGAGAAGGAUCUCUUGUUGGUCAACCGUGGUCUGCUCAAGUACGGAACCACCUCUUACUGCCCUACCAUCGUCUCCUCCUCCGCCUCUGUGUACCACAAAGUUCUCUCGCACUUGAAGCCUCGCAAAGGAUCAGCCAAGACAGGUGCCACGAUCCUUGGAGCCCACGUCGAAGGCCCCUUCAUCAACGAGGCCCGUAUUGGAGCCCACGAGUUGAAGGUCUUGCAGGCCUCUGCCAAGAACGGAUAUGCUGAUUUCAAGGACGUCUAUGGUUUUGAGGGCGAGACGCCCGAGGCCCAGAACAAGUUGUCCCAGCAGAACCUGAACUCGGUCAAGAUCAUUACCUGUGCCCCCGAGCUUGAGGGUAUCAUGGAGAGCAUUCCUGACCUCGCCAAGGCCGGCAUCACCAUCUCCGUCGGUCACUCGAUGGCCAACAUCUCGCAGGCCGAAGAAGCCGUCCAAAAGGGCGCAACCUUCAUCACCCACCUCUUUAACGCCAUGCCCCAAUUCCACCACCGCGACCCCGGUGUCAUCGGCCUCCUCGGCUCUCGUUUCGACCUCCCCCGCCCUUACUACGGCCUCAUCUGCGACGGCAUUCACGUUCACCCAAACUCGGUCAAGAUCGCCUACGACUCCCAUCCCGAGGGUGUCAUCCUCGUCACUGACGCAAUGUCCGCCAUGGGCCUCGCCCCCGGAAACUACCAGCUCGGAAACAUGAAUGUUACCAAGGAGGAGGACCGGGUUUAUAUUGAGGGAACCGAUACCCUUGCUGGGUCGGUUAUUACAUUGGACGCUUGCAUCCGUAAUUUCAUUCAAUUCACGUCUUGCAGUUUGAUCGAGGCUCUGGAGGCGGUGACGUUGCACCCGGCAGUAUUGUUGGGGAUCCAGGAGACCAAGGGUGUGAUCAAGCCUGGUGCCGAUGCGGAUUUGGUCUUCUUGUCCGACGAUUUGUUUGUGAAGCGGGUGUUUGUCGCGGGUGAGGAGGUUGAUCUUGACGCCAUUGACGUCCAGGUCACCGAGAAGUUUUAA